GAUAACAUGAAUUCAAUGGGAUUUCUUUUUAGCUAAAUUUUGUUGCAAACAGUUAACAAGAAAAUUCCAACAUGGUGAUAUUGAUUCAAAAUUACCCAGUUCAAAACGGUAACUUUUCUGCAAUAGUUAUAUGUAGGUACCAAUAUACCUGCCAAACUGUCGAUUAUCAUUUGUUUCGUUUUAUCGUUUGAUUUCAUUCAAAAUGUCACUGUAACACACUGCAGACUUCAAACACUUAAAAUAACAUUUUUCUAAAAUUGACAGCAAAUCGCAGGGACAUUAGUUUAAUGCAUGAGGUAAUUUUUAUGUAAUAUCAAUGGUUUUCAAGGAAUGCUUCCUGCUGCUAAGACACUAUCACCCUGGAGGGUGUGGCUUUAACUCUCACAAGAAAACAUGUUUUUUCAACCAUUUCUCAGCCGAUCUCAGAUUCGAGUAUUUUAAUACAUCAAAGUAUGAUAAAGAAAAUUGUUAUGGAUGAAAAGUAUGCUAUGUUUGUUAACAUUGUGUAAACGUAUGCUAUGUUUUUUAACAUUUUAAAAGAAAUUGGGAAUUUAGAUUAAUUUUCUGAAUUGCAAUGUUAGUGAAAAUUAUGUAGAAAAUACUAGAACAAAGCCUCACAGGAGUUAAAUUUCUGUUAUACUGAUUCAUCUAAUCAGAUAUGUAGUGAAAUUAAAAGAAUCUGUUAAGGAGGUAUGCUAAACCAGUGAAAUUUGAUAUGGAUGAAAAGUGGAGGAUGCGUACAACAAUAUUUUGAACAUGAAAACUUUCAAAUUUACUUCAUUUAGUCAAAAAAUGCAGUUUUAGUUGAAAGCAAUCUGAGAAAAAUUUAAAACCCCUGCUAGACUCGAACAUGCAAUCUACAGUUCAGCAGACGACGUGCUAACCUACUAAGCUACUCGGCUAGAAUGUUCAGCAAUAUAUAAUCGAUCAGGAAUUGCACAAAAAGCUGGAAGAUUCCCCCUACUAUUGCAUUCCUUAUGGAUGUGUUGAGGGAGAGGUCAAGUCAAUGGGCACACCUCUGAGGAGCCAUUUCAAAGUCGGAGUGGAAGGAGUCAUACAACACAGCUCUAUGGUUGAACACAAAUCAAGGAGAGUCCAAGGCUUUUGGUCUGAUGUGAAAAAUGUGGUGCGAGACACUCUAGAAGUGAUUCCAUUUUAUCUUGUACCACAUGGAGAAUCCCAGUGCCUCACGAGAAUUAUGGUAACCGAGCCAAACUCUGCCUACCACGUAGAUGAAGAAUUGUCAUUGACUUAUGAAAACUUCAUACAACCACAGACUGACUUAUUCAAGAAAGGGAUGGAGCUCAUCAGUGGGGAGGUCAACAAGGGAUAUCAAGAAACGGAGAAAAUGCUCCUAGUUGGAUCACACCUUUUGGCCAUUGGUAAACUUGUUAAAGAGGGGGAUACUAUCAAAAUGAAGCCUCCCUCAUCAGAAUAUAGAUAUAUCAUUUCCAGGAAAACUAAAGAUGAGCUUGUCCGACUGCUCAGAAACAGGGGCACUUUGUUGAAAGUCUUUGUAGGACUUUUUGGAGUGACCGGAGUUGCGCUUAUUAUUUACCUGGUUUAUAGGUUUUUCAGAAAGCGUAAAAAUUAUAAUGAGGAGCAAAGACUGAGGAGAGAUUUUCAGCAUCUCCGGGAGGAGGAGGAACAGAGACGUGCCAGGGCAGCCCACCGAACAAAUCCAGACAGUUUAUCCUCGGGGGCUGGUUCCACAGACUCAUCAGACUGGGAGAACAAUAAAUGUGUAGUGUGCUUAACAAAUGAGAGAGAAGUUGUUUUGUUAGAGUGUGGACAUGUCUGUUUGUGUGGGGACUGUGCAUUUGCAUUGCCUGAUCCAAAAAUGUGUCCUAUAUGUCGCGGAAAAGUAGUGAGAUUUGUUACAACAUACACACCUUGAUUAUAUAGGUGUGGCUAUAGAAUCGCAAAAAUGAUGAAUUAUGUGAAUUGUCAGGUGAAACUUGUAUACCAUUGAAUGAUGAAAUAGUUAA
Molecule: messenger RNA, 1988 nt
Organism: Ostrea edulis (European flat oyster)
Lineage: Eukaryota; Metazoa; Mollusca; Bivalvia; Ostreida; Ostreidae
Product: mitochondrial ubiquitin ligase activator of NFKB 1-like
Exons: 3
Coding region: 1007-1897 (296 amino acids)
Biological process (GO): protein ubiquitination; organelle organization
Molecular function (GO): ubiquitin-protein transferase activity
Source: RefSeq, a predicted model, not a curated record